Molecule: messenger RNA, 4709 nt
Organism: Rattus rattus (black rat)
Lineage: Eukaryota; Metazoa; Chordata; Mammalia; Rodentia; Muridae
Gene: Vav3
Product: vav guanine nucleotide exchange factor 3
Exons: 27
Coding region: 64-2607 (847 amino acids)
Biological process (GO): regulation of GTPase activity; cell migration; intracellular signal transduction
Cellular component (GO): cytoplasm; plasma membrane
Molecular function (GO): protein binding; guanyl-nucleotide exchange factor activity
Source: RefSeq, a predicted model, not a curated record
GCGCGGCAGCCACCUCGGAGUCACCGCCCGCCCCGGCCCGGCCGGUUCCCGGAGCCGUCGGACAUGGAGCCGUGGAAGCAGUGCGCUCAGUGGCUCAUCCACUGCAAAGUGCUGCCCGCCAACCACCGGGUGACCUGGGACUCGGCGCAGGUGUUCGACCUGGCGCAGACCCUCCGCGAUGGAGUCCUGCUCUGCCAGCUGCUCAACAACCUGCGGCCACACUCCAUCAAUCUGAAGGAGAUCAACCUGAGACCCCAGAUGUCCCAGUUUCUCUGUCUGAAGAAUAUCCGGACAUUUCUGGCCGCCUGCUGUGACACGUUCGGAAUGAAGAAAAGUGAGCUUUUUGAGGCAUUUGACCUAUUUGAUGUUCGUGACUUUGGAAAGGUUAUAGAAACGCUAUCUCGGCUAUCCCGAACACCAAUAGCAUUGGCCACAGGAAUCAGGCCGUUCCCCACGGAAGAAAGUGUAAAUGAUGAAGACAUCUACAAAGGCCUUCCUGACCUGAUAGAUGAAACCCGUGUGGAGGACGAAGAAGACCUCUAUGACUGUGUGUACGGGGAGGAUGAAGGCGGAGAAGUCUACGAAGACUUGAUGAAGGCGGAGGAGGCUCACCAAGCUAAAUCACAAGAAAAUGAUAUACGGAGUUGUUGCCUAGCAGAAAUUAGGCAGACAGAAGAAAAAUAUACAGAAACUUUGGAGUCAAUAGAAAAAUAUUUCAUGGCACCAUUGAAAAGAUUUCUGACAGCGGCAGAAUUUGAUUCAGUAUUUAUCAACAUUCCUGACCUUGUAAAAGUUCAUCGGAGCUUAAUGCAAGAGAUUCACGAUUCCAUUGUAAAUAAAGAUGACCAUAACUUGUAUCAAGUUUUUAUUAACUACAAGGAAAGAUUGGUUAUUUAUGGACAGUACUGCAGUGGAGUGGAGUCAGCCAUCUCUAGCCUAGACUACAUCUCUAAGACAAAAGAAGAUGUCAGACUGAAACUAGAGGAAUGUUCAAAGAGAGCCAAUAAUGGGAAAUUUACUCUGCGUGAUUUGCUGGUAGUUCCCAUGCAGCGGGUGCUGAAAUAUCACCUCCUCCUUCAGGAGCUGGUUAAACACACCCAUGACCCCAUGGAGAAGUCGAACCUGAAGCUGGCUCUGGAUGCAAUGAAGGACUUGGCACAAUAUGUGAAUGAAGUAAAAAGAGAUAAUGAGACCCUUCGUGAAAUUAAGCAGUUUCAGCUAUCUAUAGAAAAUUUGAACCAGCCCGUUUUGCUCUUUGGGCGACCGCAGGGAGACGGCGAAAUCCGAAUAACCACACUGGACAAGCAUACGAAACAAGAAAGGCACAUCUUCUUAUUCGAUCUGGCAGUGAUUGUCUGUAAAAGGAAAGGGGAUAACUACGAGAUGAAGGAAAUAAUAGAUCUCCAGCAGUACAAGAUCGCCAACAACCCUACCACGGAUAAAGAGAAUAAAAAGUGGUCUUAUGGCUUCUACCUCAUCCAUACCCAAGGACAAAAUGGGCUGGAAUUUUAUUGCAAAACAAAAGAUUUAAAGAAAAAAUGGCUGGAACAGUUUGAAAUGGCUUUAUCCAACAUAAGGCCGGACUAUGCAGACUCCAAUUUCCAUGAUUUCAAGAUGCACACAUUCACUCGGGUGACAUCCUGUAGGGUCUGCCAGAUGCUCCUGAGGGGGACAUUUUAUCAAGGCUACUUAUGUUUUAAGUGUGGAGCAAAAGCGCAUAAAGAAUGUUUGGGAAGAGUAGACAAUUGUGGCAGAGUUAAUUCCGUUGAACAAGGGCCAUUCAAACCACCGGAGAAGCGGACCAAUGGACUUCGGCGAGCUUCCAGACAGGUGGAUCCAGGUUUGCCGAAGAUGCAGGUCAUUAGGAACUACACUGGCACCCCGCCCCCAGCUCUUCACGAAGGACCACCGUUGCAUAUCCAGGCAGGGGACACUGUUGAACUUCUGAGAGGAGAUGCACACAGUGUAUUCUGGCAGGGACGAAACUUAGCUUCAGGAGAGGUUGGAUUUUUCCCAAGCGAUGCUGUCAAGCCAUCUCCAUGUGUACCUAAACCAGUAGAUUAUUCUUGCCAACCCUGGUAUGCUGGCCCAAUGGAAAGACUGCAGGCAGAAACUGAACUUAUUAACAGGGUGAAUAGUACUUACCUUGUAAGGCUCAGGACCAAAGAGUCUGGAGAAUAUGCAAUUAGCAUUAAGUACAAUAAUGAAGCAAAACACAUCAAGAUUUUAACAAGAGAUGGCUUUUUUCACAUUGCAGAAAAUAGAAAAUUUAAAAGCUUAAUGGAACUUGUGGAGUACUACAAGCACCAUUCUCUCAAAGAAGGGUUCAGGACCUUAGAUACAACGCUACAGUUCCCAUACAAGGAGCCUGAACACUCAUCUGGACAGAGGGGUAAUAGAACAGGCAACAGCUUGCUAAGUCCCAAAGUACUGGGCAUUGCCAUCGCUCGGUAUGACUUCUGUGCAAGAGAUAUGCGGGAGCUCUCCCUACUGAAAGGAGACAUGGUGAAGAUUUACACAAAGAUGAGUGCAAAUGGCUGGUGGAGAGGAGAAGUAAAUGGCAGGGUGGGCUGGUUUCCAUCCACGUAUGUGGAAGAAGACGAGUAAAGUCCAAUCCAGAGUUGAUCCUGCACCAAAAUCUCAGACAACACAGACAGAAACCUGCACGGCCUCUGAGUUAACUCAAGUGUUUAAAAAGCAGCGUUCUUGGCUGCUCAACACCCUCUUUUCUCUCUUCCUAAGUCUUAACGCUGGGAUUUCUAAAGAUGCUGGUACUGACAGAUUAAUAGCUUGCCUAGAGCAGUGCAAGAAACAGCCUGCCUGUCUGUCAUUGUCAGGAACCAGGGCAAAGCCAACCGCUUUCCUUCCCCCAAAGAGUCCUGCAAACACAUCGGAUCAGGUUUCUCUUACUUCGUUGGGCCAGACACCAUGGAUACAGCCGUUAGGAAACGCUUCCUGCAUAUUUACUUUGUUCUCACAGUUUUUGAUGAUACAAAGAAAUACAAGUUUAAUUUUGCUUUUUCCCAGCAUGAAGGAAAAGUAGAGUCUGCCAUCUGGGAAAGAUCCAGCUUGCUGAAAAGAUCCAGCAUUUCUCGUCUUAAAUUGUUCAACAGGUGACUCACCGCCUGGCAAACACUUUUAUCCCCAGAUGUUACUCAUGAUAAAAUAAAAGAGGCUCAUGCUCAGGUUUGCAUCAUAAGUGAUAAAUUACAGAGAGGGUUUUAAUUAUUCAUUUGAUGUCCUGAUUAUAUUUCCACACGUCUUUAUAAAGAAGAAGAAGAAAAGCACUUGAAAGGCAGUGUCUUUGUAUGAAAGCCUCGCGGCUUUCGUGGUUUCAGAGGGUGUUUUGGAAAUGUCAUGCCUGACAAGGAAUCCUGGCCGGGCAGAUCAUGCUUGGUUGCCAGGAAUCCCAGAGGUAGAGGUGUUUACAGAGACAGAUCAAGUGCUGUAAUCAAUCCAUAGGAUAUCACUGUAUAGCUGCAAUAGCUAUGAACACAAGCCUUCCUUCUCUCUAGAGACCCGAGGCAUAGUUGCUGAUUUCCACUGUUUUUUAUUUUUUUUUAAUGGUAGCACAAAAGAGCUUUAUUGAGGAUUUGGGGAGAAAGGCACACUGAGUCCUUCAUUUCUUUCUGAGACAGAAGGAACCUGAUUUCUGUGUUCUCAUGGCCCCUCUGUUUUCCCUUCUGAAGCCUUUCUUGCUAUGUCUUAAUCAGUAGGAAGAUCCACUUUGCAGCAUGUUUCUUUCUCCAAGCUUUCACUGUGUUCCACGAGGAGUCUAGGUAUCUUCCUCCUGAGAUGCAUGGAGUCCCUAGUUGAGGCUGACAAGUUAAGAUACUAACUUGGCCCUUCCAUGGUAUUUCUUUGGUAGCAGUAGCUAUGUUCUGACAAGAUUCAGAAAAUGUUUCUGCUUGGAGAAAAGAUAGAGGUAUUUUUAUCUUAGAAGUGAUCUCUAAGCUUCUCUGAUACCAGAUUUUUGGGGUCACCUCUAACAUGAAAGGGCUGAGGCAACCUGUCCCCUCCUAUCUCACAGGAGUGCCAGAACCUGUUUCGUGGACACAUCUCCCUGGAGGAGACCCCAUCGGGGCUAGGACUUUUCAUUUAAAUAGACUCAAGACCUUUACCUCAGAAUUAUGUAAACUGUGAUUGUGUUUUAGAACAAUUGAGCUUUUGUAUAUGUGUAAAUGGUCAUGAAAAUGUAUUUUAUAAAAUGUCUGUACAGUCAAAUUGUGCUGACAAGGUCUACUCUUGGAAUGGAUUCCUACCUUUCAGGUCUUAUCUGUGUCUUGGGGAUGUUUUGUAUGUUAGUGUCAGCAAGUGUUGCUAUGGAGAGUACAGCUUCCCACAGAUUGAAACACUCCUGUGUACAGUAUUGUAGCACGUAUUGUUUAUUUCAGUCAAUAGACUCCCUGCCUCACAAGUGGUAUGUGGGCUUCCUGUUGCAUUUCAUUGGCCUCAGAGUUUCAUAGCAGAGGACACAAGAGCCUCUUUUCAUGAUAUUACCAGUGAUGACUUUGUCUACAUUUAAUACUUUGUAUUGGGGAUUUUAAAUGCCAUGACCUGUGUAGAUUUCUAAUACCAAAGACAGACAUAAAUGUUUUCCAUAGACGUUGUCUUGCCUGUCUGUAGCCCCUGUGUAAUAUGGUGAGUUAGAAUGGCAUUUUACUUUGUAAUAUUUUGUAAAUAUGUCAAUAAAAUAGUUACUACUUGCA